GGAAACAGAGAGAGAGGGAGGGAGAGGGAGGGAGAGGCCCGUGCUUGUAUGUGCUUUCUUACACAAUUCAGUCUUCUUCAUGUGUCAAAGAUGCAGGUUGUUUGUGGCGGACAAUCCCUCUGGAUAUAUCUGUUAUUCACUUCUCUACAACUCUGGGGAAGGCUUUCUGUUUCUACCUCCUCUCCUCUGCCACCGCCGACACUUCACAUCGAUUCAAGGUCAACGUGCUUCACGGUUCUGGCUUGCCGGACACCAAUGGGCCACCGGGGGGAUAAGUUCAUGUUGUACCGGGACAAAAAGGAGGUGGACUCUCAAGAGCUGUCGUCCAGCGCUGAGGAGUUUCGGUUCACCGUGAGAAUAAAUGAGGGCAACCAACUGUUCUGCUGUCUCUACAUGGAACAGGGUCGUACUUUCAGUCCUUUCAGUCCCUAUCUGCAUUUGGAAACCCCACAAGAUGCUGCCCGCACUUGCUCGUUACCUCCUCCGGUGUUGUCCGUGCAUCCCUCCACCGGUACAGCGGUAAAGCGUGGGGACACGCUGUCCUUCACAUGCUCGGCCCCCGUCCCGUCCGGGUCUCACUCCCAGCCAAGCUACGACAAAAUAACGCUGACCUUCUUCUUGCUGGGGGGCCCUGAGCGAACGGGGGCAACGUCUGUCGUCCUCAAGCCUCGAUCCAGUCGGGGAUCGAACCCUGAACCCCGGCCGGGGGUCUUCAGCGUGGGGCCGGUGAGCGGAGGAGAGCAGGGAGAGUAUUCGUGCAUUUACCAGAUCACCAAAAGAGGAUCGGUGGUUAAUUCAACCGCCAGUAACGUGGUGCAAAUCACUAUUACAGACGCGUUGCCGGUCCCCAUCCUCGUCCUUCAGCAGCAGACGGACGUGUGGCAUCUGCUCUGCACAGGCUCGCCCUCCUAUCCCGGCGCUGUGUUCUCCCUCUACCUGGCCGACUCUGAACUUCCCGUUGCAGCUCAACACGCCGCCUUGAUCAACUAUCAGGUCACCUUCCCAGUGCCUGUCCAGGACACCCCAGUGGCUUUUUACCAGUGCCAGUACGACGUCCGACUGGGAAGCCAAUGGAAUAAGUCAGGGCGCAGCCCCCCAUUGGCUGUAACCAGAGGGUUUCCCGCUCCAUCACCAACAGAUUCGUCUCGUGUGGACUGGCCUCUCGUGCUGGGCUCCUUCUCCGCUGGGGUGUUGUUUCUCGGCGUAGUGGCUCUCGUGGUCGUGGUUGCACACAGGAAAGUCAAAGCAGCAGCCGAGGAAAAGAAGAGGAGGCAGGAAGCCCAGUUCUGGACUAAAGUUCAUGCCAAGGACCAUGUUGUUGACCUCACACUCAGGCGAACAAGCUUUCCCACCCAGGAAUGGGACAGUUUGGACUCGACUACUGAGACAGCCUCCAGAUCUCCGCUGUGGAACUCACACUCCACAUUCUCAGCCCCGGUGCAUUAGAGAUGUUUCUGUUCUUUAACUUCCUCUGGGUGUGUUUGUACCUUAUUUACGUUUAUUAAUGUAGCAUCGGCCCGGGGUACACCGCAGGACAGGAAGGUCUAUUUCCUCAGGUCCUAUUUCACGUAUAGCAGUAGUGUUGUACAAUUUGACAGGAUGUGAUGUUUCAUGCUGCUGAGCCAGUGAAUAUACAGUCAGGCCCAUGAAUAUUUGGACAUUGACACAAUUUUUGGCUCUGUACACCACCACAAUGGAUUCAAAAUGAAACAAGAUGUGCUUUACGUGCCGACUUUCAGCUUUAAUUUGAGGGUAUUUACAUUCAAAUCAAGUGAAGGGUGCAGGAAUCACAACAACGUGUAUAUGCGCCCCGUUUUUUAAGUGACAGAUUUUGCUAAUUGCAGAUAAUGUAACAUGUAUUGUGUGUAGUGAGGAAAAGCCUCCUCCUGACACUGCUGUAGUUCUGCUAAAUAAUCCCCAGAGGGCGCCGCUUGGACGCAAAUUGAAUUUCACGCACAGCACACAGUAAUUUAAAUAGUGCCGUUUAUCUAGUUGAUCUCCAGUGCCGUUUAUCUAGUUGAUCUCCUGCCGCAAUGCAACAGUCGCUCAAAUGUGCAGCAGCUUACUUCUUACCUCUUAGUGUAUCAGGUCGUUCUCUCUGCACAUUGUGGGAGAAUGUGCUGAGUCUUCAGUACUGUGUGAAAGUAAGACGGUAAAAGGACUCAGGAGAGAGAGAGAGACGCCUCUCACCUGUUUAUGUGGGUUUAAUGGAGGACAUGCAGUAGAUAAGAAAGAACUGUCUCUUUAUGAGGACUGCUUUACAUUUUACCGGCCUUUAAAAUGACAAAGGGCUUUAUAUCAGUGGCAGAAAUGGAUUCAGGGGAAGGUUUGUCUUGAUUUCUCUUUCAUAAAUGCAGCACGUUUAUUUUUGGAUUGCACAGUCUGCUUGAUUCUUAAUGCUUGAGUCAGUUGUGCUCUUUUCUCUGCCACACAGCAAAGAUAUACAGCUUCAGAUUGUGUCCUUUUCGGCUGAUUUCUUUAAAUUCAGCCGAGGCUCCGGCGACGUGAUGACUUUAAGAGGCCUCCCCACAGCAGACUGGCUACUGCGUGUGUGACACACGGAACCACGAGCCGGGUCGAUGUUAAUUUAAAUGGGCCAUCUCAAAACUCAUAAUUGCCCUUUUAACGCCACCCCAUGCUGUGCCUGUAGGAGCGUGUGCAGACUGAACACGAAGGUGUGCGCUUUCAUCUGAAGACUGGGGGGGGUUUUGGCAGAUGCUUGUGGUUUAUGAUUUCAACCAGUUUAUGAAGUUAUGACCAGAGCAAACAUUUAGCUUUGAUACCAUGUCUCACAUGAUUAUCUCAAAUGCAAACCCUGCGACCAGUUUUAUUCUCACCACUUCAGCUCCAAUUGUAUUCUCUCUGACAGUGUUAUUUUGUGAAUAGUUCAUUUUUCAAGGACAUUUUUAAAAAUAAAAGCAUGUCAAUCAAACACAACCUUAUUGGACCCUCAAUGUGCUUAAAUCAUGGACUGUAUAUGAGCAGAGUGGUCAUUGGGACUGCAAAUUUGAUUCCUUGAGUUUGGUGUUUUAGCCAUGUCUGCUUUUUGAAACCAGUGAACAGAGGUGACCAUUGGGCAGAAGGAGUGGAGGAGAGACGGCGUACAUAGCCCGUCAGCAACCUGUCAAUCACAAGGUAGCCCCGCCCCCCAAAGGAUACCCUGCUUCAUGGCCCAUUUUACUCUUAAUGGAAACAUAAUUUAAAUAAACCUCAUGGUGAAUUGAAAACGACCUUAAACUAGCGAUCGAGACCGUUAACUAAUGUUUACAAUGUUUUGUAAGUAAUAAAUCAAGUGAGAAGUAGUUUUCAUACAAUCUGACUUCCUUUUGUAACCAGAGGAAAACAUCACAGAAAAUGGAGGUUUUAGGACACUGCCGCACUUUUCAGAAUUGGAUGGUGGCGCCUGGCUGAAAUGUAGCUAAAAACAUCAGAUCCCAGCACGUUAAAGGAUUGUUUCAGCACCGUGUCUACCAAUGGGGCAGUUGACGACUGAACUGUGAGCGCUUAGGUUAGCUGUCAGCAAGCUAAUGUUAGCUUUGCAUUAACUAGUUUCUGUACUUAACUUUGGGAUUUCCACAUUCCACUAACUGUAACACAAGUUCUAUACUGUCAACAAGUUGAAUGCUUGCUGCUCACCUCAUGUUAAACAUACGGAGUGCCAAAUCAAUAAAGAAUGAUGAAUUUC
Messenger RNA from Gasterosteus aculeatus aculeatus (three-spined stickleback), 3685 nucleotides. RefSeq lists its product as uncharacterized. Lineage: Eukaryota; Metazoa; Chordata; Actinopteri; Perciformes; Gasterosteidae. The record is from RefSeq and is a predicted model, not a curated record.